GUGUCUCUUAUUUUAAGAAAAAUGAAAGGUAGUGUUACUGAAGAUCACCUUUAUCUAGACUACUUCGAUCAGAAAGAAGACUGCAUCUUGCCUCUCCACACAUCUGUAUCCUUAUUUCUGUUGUCAUUCUGUGACUGCAAGACAUUUAGUGUUUUUUUAGUAUCUCCUGGUGAAAUACCUUCAGACUCCCAGUUUACAGAGAAAGCACUGCCUGAGUGCCUGGAAUUCUGCCUUAUCAAAAGGUGUCAACUUCCUUCAGUGGUCCAAAACUGCUGCUUGCCUGCCGUUCUUGAAAAGAAUGGAACGUUCUGUCGAGCAGGACUUGCUGUAGUGUUAAGGCAUAUAAUACACAAAACCUAUGAGGCCGAUCCGUCAAAGAAGGAAGUUUUGGAACUCUUGGGAUUUAAAAAGACCUGUUUGAAAGCCUGUGCUGAAGUUAGCGAAUGGACCAGGCUUUGUGAAAUCAGCAUUCCUCUGGCUGUUGAGAACUUUCUGAGUCUGUCCCCUGGUCAGCAUCAGAGUAUUCCUGAGGAAGUUCUGCAGUUUGAAAAGAAGUUGGGAGAACCUGUAAGAGUGCAUAAUGAUGACAAAAUUCGAAGGCAGAAAGUUCAGCAGCAAAACUCACUCGUUAAGAAAGAAAGUAAUAAUUCUUCAGAAGAAAGAAAAUCAGGAGAAAUUCAGGAAUCGUCUCCGGCAGAUUUGGAACUAUCUUUUUCUAAAUUAACUGUGCAGAAAAAUGCAGUUUCCAGCAAAAGGGAACCUUCUCAUAUUAGGAAAAUGAAAACCUCUGAACUCCCACCUCUGGAGCAUGCUUUUGCUGAAGGGCUUUAUUUUACUUUGGCUGAUAUAGUUCUCUUUCCAUGCAUUCAUCAGUUUUGGGUUUUCUGCAAAAGACACCAAGAGAAAAUGUUGGAGUUGCCUUUAAUAUCCAGUUGGUACCAGAGAAUUCAAGAAGUGCCAGGAAUCAAGAAGGCUGCUGCCAGAUGCAACAUGCAGUUUGUCCAGUAUCGGGGCUCAUCUGCCUUCCAGUCCGAAUGCCCACAAAGACCCUGCACAGCUUCUGAUGAGCCAGAAGAGGAGGAUGGAGAUGCUCCGUUUAUAGGUGGUCCAAGGCCAACCAUGACAAAGUUAAUGGCUAAUGGUAUUGAAGCAGUGUUCUGUCCUCAUCCUCAUCCUACGUGGGCCCUAGACUGGGACAGUCUACCAGCUGCAGUCAACCCAGGAGAAGGAAAAAUGUCCAGUGAUCGUGCUUUGAGGAAACAGCAACAACUCAACAACCUGGUGGCUUUAGUAACAAAGCUGGCUAGGCCGGGAGAUGUGAUUGUGGAUUUUUGCAGUGGUGGGGGCCAUGUUGGAAUUGUUCUUGCUCACAUAUUGCCGUCAUGUCAGAUAUUAUUGGUAGAAAAUAAAGAGUUGUCACUGAUACGUGCUAAAGAAAGAAGUGAUGAAUUAGGAUUAAACAACAUUUGGUUCAUCCAAGCAAAUAUGGACUAUUUUAAAGGAACUUUUAAUAUUGGGGUGGCUUUGCAUGCUUGUGGAGUGGCAACAGAUAUGGUGAUUGAAUGCUGUACCAAAGUUAGUGCCGCGUUUGUCGUCUGCCCUUGCUGCUAUGGCUUCAUUCAAAAUACGGCCAAGUUUACAUUCCCACGAAGUCAUCAGUUCAAGGAAGUUUUAUCUUACAAGGAGCACAUGGUUCUCUGCCGAUUUGCUGAUCAGACAGCUGUCCAGCUUCCCCCUGAACGCAGGCGAAUAGGUAAGCAUUGUAUGGGUCUGGUAGAUCUGGACCGGGCUUGGAACGUGGAAAGAUCAUGCAACUACACUGUCCAAGUGAUCUCCAUGAAACCAGAAACCUGUUCUCCGAAAAACAACUUGAUAGUGGGUGUCCCUUUUUAGUUCAAAG
Euleptes europaea (tarantolino) is the source of this 1900-nucleotide messenger RNA. It is a transcript of the gene GSTCD, whose product is annotated as glutathione S-transferase C-terminal domain containing. The record is from RefSeq and is a predicted model, not a curated record. The coding region runs from base 22 to 1893 and encodes 623 amino acids. Lineage: Eukaryota; Metazoa; Chordata; Lepidosauria; Squamata; Sphaerodactylidae. The transcript has 11 exons.